CCAUCUCAUCGCGUCGCCCCAAACCUACGUUCUUCCUAUUCACCCCGCCUGUCCACCCCUCCUCUCGUAAUAUUCGAUAGCUUUUUGGAACACUAUUCGCUACCACCGAGCCUCGAAAGCCUUCUCUUCGCAGAGAACCUGACUGCCCACCACCCCCGUCCGACGCGUUUCCCAUGGAGGCCCAAGGAGAAACAACACACGAUGGCGUCCUCCCAGACACACCCGAGACUCUACAGUCAAUCAACGCCGAGCUCCGUCGCAAACUCGCCAUAUCCGAGGCAAUGAUAUCCUACCGCAGUAGCGUAGCGGAGCGGAAACGUCUCGAAGCCGCCGACUCUGCGCGUCCUCUCCGGAAUAGACUGGUACAUAUCGAGCCGCUGCACAGGGAACUUUACGAGGAGUACUCCAAGACACUAGAGCACGUCGAGGAGCUGGAGAAGACUAUCCAGGAGAAGGAAGCGGAGCUGGCGCGGUUGCGGAAGGAGAGUGAGAUGCAGUUAAAAGUAUCGCAGACGGAGGGCGUCACUUUGCAGGGGAAGCUGCGUGCUGUGGAAAUGGAACUGCUCGAGAUCAAGUCCACGACGAAUUAUUCGGCGGCGAGCUUGGUCGAGGAAAAGAACACCGCUGUCGCAAAACUCGCGGAUGCGCAGUUGGAGUACCAGUUGAUCAAGGACAAGUCGGCGGCUUUGGAAGCGCAGGUAGCAGAACUUAAGGAGUAUUUUGGCGCCAGCGAGAAAAUGCUGAAAGCCGAGAUUGCGGACUACAAGAAGCAAGCUAAAGCCCUGCAGCAUACGCACGACAAGGCACUUAAGCAGGCUGCGUCUGAGCGUGAGGAACUGGAAUCUCAAACCCGCCAACUGGAAGCCGAAAAGGCUGCCGCCGAAGAAAAGAUCGAGGCAGCCACAGAGAGGCAGGAAUCGGCCAAGGUUGUCAAGAAGGAGAUCUUCGAACUGAAAGCAACAAUCACAAAGGAUAAGAACGUUGCGGAGAAAGCUGAGAAGGAUGCUGCAGCAGCUUUUGAGAAGGUGCAGAAGGAUGCCGCAGCAGCUCUUGAGAAGGUGCAGAAGGAGCUGUCUCAGCUACGGACAAACCUUGACAACGAGAUUGAAGCUCGAAUUCAGGCCGAGAAAGAGCAACAAGAAACCCGCGAACAGGCCCAGCAAGCGCAGGAGGAGGAGCAAAAAAUUCGCGAAAAGGUUGAGAAAGACCUUGAGCGCCUGCAAGCAGCAAAAGAGAAGGCCCCGUCGAAAGCCAGCAAGAAGGAGCUCUCAGAUUUGAAGGCGGCCUUAGAAAAGGAAACCAAAGCUCGCGAACAGGCUGAGAAAGAGCGGGAAGAAGAGGUGAAGAUUCGGGAAAAGGCUGAGAAAGAUCUCGGGCUUUUGCAGGCGGUAAAACCGGCGAAAGAACCUGCAGCAAAAGUCACCAAGAAGGAACUCGCCGAGCUAAGAGCUUCUCUUGAAAAGGAGGCCAAAUUUCGCGAGAAGAUUGAGCGCGAAUAUGCCCGCUUGAAGGAGGACCACGAAGCGAAACUCGAAAUCCUGGAAAAGCAGCUCGAAGCUUCACGAGUAAAGGCGAAAAAGAUCGAGGAAGCCGCCUCUAAACCAGCUGUGUCCAAGUCAACGACUACGAAGGUUCCUAUCGAUAAUCCUCGGAAACGUCCUGCCGCCAAUCCUCUAACGAUGGACGAUCUCGAGAACUCUGUCAAGAGGCCCCGCAACAAGCAGGCCACUAAAGAAUCCGAAUUCUCCAUAACCCCCUUCCUCAAGCGACAAGCCUUGGUAGUCGAAGGCGAUUCGACUACUGCCGGAGAUGCCACUGCAGCGCCCGACGAGUCGAGCAUGGGAGGAGCUGGCGAGAAAUCUAUAAUGAUCCCGUCCGUCAUCGACAGCAAGCAACCUGCGCGUCUCCUCUUCGCUGGUGCCGGCCGGAAAAAGAAGCCAACCAAAGCAUCUACUGCUAUCCUUGAAGAGAUGGAAGAAGCCCCUGUGCCAGAGCCGGAGCCCGAGGCAGCAUUGUUGCCUAUGCUUGCGCAGCUUCAGGAAGAAGACAAUUACGAAGAGGAAGACUCAAUGCUCAUGGUUUCGGCACCAAUCAUCGCCAAAGCCAAAGCCAAAGGCAAAGCACCAGCGAAGCCACGCGGAAAGGCCGCCGCCAAGCCCGCAGCUGCCGCCAAAGCAAAGCCCGCGAAACCAAGAAAUGCCCUUCUCGACUCAUCGCCAGUAGCUCCACCGCCGGAAAAGCCCGUGGCCAAGAAGGCUGCACCGAAGCCACGAAAGAAGGCAGCAGCCGAAACUUCGCUGCGUGGCAUCAAACCGGCUAGCUUCGACGAUGACGGCACGGGUAGGAUACAGCUCAACUUCGACGAUGCUUCGCAGCCGAAUAAGGUGCCUAGCUUGGUGCCGAAAGUUGGCGCUUUCAAUAAGGAGAUUUCGCCACCUAAGAGGCGACCGACGGGGAUGAAGCUAUUUGGGAAGCAAUAGAUACAUCUAUGGUUCGACUUUGUAUGAAUUUGUUCAUUGUAUUCCUUGCCCAAUGUUGGUUUACUCGAGUUUUGGUUCGAUUUUUGUACUGUUGUAGCUCUGUGGUUUGAGGCGUUUUUUCUGUUUGGCUGGCAUUUUGGUGGAGUGUUGCGUUGUCUGGUUCCUAGUUUUAUUCUGUCUGUACUAUGCUGUGUGCCGCGGUGAAGGAAGAAUUGGGACCAUCGUAUGAAUACCUGCUGUUUUGGGGAGCUUUUUGGUGUAAGAAGGCAAGUUUGAAGUAAAACAAUUGGGAUACCGAUC
Molecule: messenger RNA, 2780 nt
Organism: Tricharina praecox
Lineage: Eukaryota; Fungi; Ascomycota; Pezizomycetes; Pezizales; Pyronemataceae
Exons: 3
Coding region: 282-2480 (732 amino acids)
Source: RefSeq, a predicted model, not a curated record